GGUGUAUUAUCCUGCAGAUCCGCAUCCUGCUGUACUCUUGCACUGAGACUCACACGGACUUCAGUCAGAACUCGCAUAUUCUAUAGACCAACACAUUGCGACCUUGACAGGUGCUGCAGGCUGCCGCUUGUGUCGCUCACGCUGCGUAACUGAUCCGAAAAUGGUCCAACCGAGCGUGCUGCGUGAUAGUGGCUGUCUGCAUGAUAUCUUUUUGCGCGCAAGGACUCACGGCUGGCUCUCGGGAGUCUGAUCUUGCUACGGACUGCCUUGCCUUCCAAACACUGCUCGCGAUCAUCGCACAUGUGUCAGCAUGUUUGACGUCGAGGCGGGGCAGCUAGACUUCGGCUCUCAGCCGUGCCUAGGCUAGCCCCAAGAACAAAUACUCGCGUAUGGACAAUCUGUGAUGUAUGAGCUCACUAAGCACUGGAUCAUCCGGUGCGCAUUAUCUAAAAAUCUAGUACUAAAAGCCGUGCGGCGCGCAACUUAAUGCUUGUCGGCAUGAUGGUGAGCACACCCGGGCACGUCUGGGGUGCUUACACGCUGCUCAUGAAUGCCAACCCUCGCUUAACGCGAUUGAGUAGGUCCAUUACAUCGCCGUUCAUCCUGUGACUGACACAUCAAGCAUGAAUCACACCGACGAAAGGGCAUAUAAGGGCAUGGCACAAUCUCCCUGUACAUGCCUUCCUUCACUCUUCCCAGCGGAAUCGUCUUCAGCUACACCGACAGCGGGAUUCCCACAUCGAACAAGACAAACUAUGUCACGCUGGUGCUCAUUCAUGGGAUCAUGUUCAACAACGGGACCUUCCAGUCCUUAGCUGCCCUCGGGCCCUCGAACGGCGUCCGUGUCAUCGCUCCGAAUCGCCGAGAAUACGACGGGUCCACUCCGCAUCCGGACGAGCUCGAUUUGCUCAUGAACGGGAGCGAAGUGGAGAAGGAGGCAUUCAUUGAGGAGAUGGGUCGAGACUUGGCGCUGCUGAUCGCGGGGCUUGUCGAAUCGCUUUCUCUUCCGGGUGGCGUAGCUGUCGCUGGGUGGUCGCUAGGAUCUCUAGCCAUCAUGGCUAUCGUGGCGUCGAUGGAAAGCUUACCUGAAGAUGCGCGCAGGACACUCAGCAGUUCCGUACGAAGCGUUAUCCUCUACCAACCACCCACCGUCGUCUUUGGUAUUCCAAACCCGGAAGGGAUGCACGUGCCCCAGACCGAUCCCGAAGUCCCUCGAGCCGAGAUGGGACCGUUCUUUGCCCGUUGGGCGACGAGCUUCUUCUUGCACGGCGACCUCUCGACCCGCGACCUACGAAAUCUGUCGUACUCCCGCACUGACCCGAAUCGGCCGCCGACCAUCGAAACUAUCCCAAUGGACGGCAUCAUAGACUUGACGGCGGGCGCCAAGGCCGACGCGAUGCUCGUUUCUCCGAGUUUCGCCGCUGCCACUGCAAAACUGGCUGACAAAGCGCUGUUUGAUACGCACGUGCGCGGCCAGCUGUGGAAAGACAGCAAGUUCUAUCUUGUGACCGGUUCGACUGAUGGUUGGAACUCAAUCUACGCCGGGUGGAAGAUCGAAGAGCGGAUGCUGGCGGAAGCGAAGCCCGAGUGCGAGAUCACCUUUGAGUUGGUGGACGGCGCCAAUCACUUCUUCGUCAUGGAGGAGCCGCAGAGGGCACUUGAUUGUUUCAAGCAAUGGUUUGGCCAUUAGCUUGCCUUCACUCUAUAAGAUCGUAGAGAGAACGCCCUCUCCCGAGCUCCAUUAAUGAGAGCGAUGCUGCCUUUCUCUGAUGCCAUUACUUUACUACAUCGUUCUUGAAUUGUUAAUUAUAGAACUAUAACAUUGGUUUGGAGAGUUUGGUCGGGUCAGCUCAUGUUUCUUUCGAUAUUGUGCCUUCUUUAUCACAUUUUGACUGUACACCAAUGCACUAUUGAGUUGAC
Mycena citricolor is the source of this 1920-nucleotide messenger RNA. The record is from the annotation of a GenBank genome assembly. NCBI's taxonomy places the organism in Eukaryota, Fungi, Basidiomycota, Agaricomycetes, Agaricales, Mycenaceae.